CAAUAAAAUCAACUAUAUUUUAUUGUUUCAGAAUCGUUCAGGCCCUGAUACCGAUAAUGCUCUCGAAUAUUGUUUAUCCAUGAAUGCAGUAUACAAUUUUAUAGUUUAUUCUCAACAAUGAUAUUUUCAUGUGACAGAAUAAUAGAACGAUGAAAUUGAUCGCAGGGCUGCGAUAAGCGUUAAUAGAUAAGAGAGCACGAUUUUCACGAUGACAGACGUAUUAUUUAACUUUCCAUUGUUACGUAAAAAAGUUGACGGAAUACGCGUUUAGUGAUAUAUAGCGAUGUGCUAUUUGGCGGUCGAGUGAUUUUUAACGUACGACAAUAUUCAAAGAUAUGAGAAGCGCGAAAGAUCAGCUGUUUGUGAGUUUGGUAGCGAACAGUCAACAAAAAGGAAGAGAAAGAAAAAAGCAUAGGAAGAACGCAUGAACGGAAAGCUAGCUGUCAAGCAGACAAAGCGACAAGAGCGGGGAAAGCGAGUUCGUAUGUGUGCGUAGUGUUGGUGAAACGUAUCUGUGAAAUACGACUUGCGCACAAACAUAUGAGCGUGUGUCGUCGACGAGUGACCACGGUGCUUGUGUCUUGUGCCUCCGAGUGCUGACAGUAAAUCGCCUGGAUUGAACAUCGUAGAGGGCCCCUCGAGGAAAAUGGCCGAAGGACGCGAAUCACGGGUCUUUUCGACCAAAACUCUUUACGAUCUCGGUGUAAAGGCAAUGGCUGACGAUUUUUUUUUAUCUAAAAAGCACAUCGUUGACUUACCGGAAAAGAUAUUAUUUGACGUGUAUUAUCAGCUGUACAAAGACAAGCGUUUGUGCCUGCUCACAGGAGAAUUAAGCGAACUCCACACGUUUUCUCGAAUGUUGAAAGUACAAAAUCGAAGAAUUCAUUUGUUACAGAUGUUUCAGGCGCUAAUGGAUCAUGGGACUAAAAUUGGUACCGAGUUGGCCAUUGGCUAUAGUCUUUACUGUUUGGCUGCCAGGAAGAAACCUCCGGCUCAUGAAAACAUUAUUAACUUGGGUCUAAGACUCGGUGGAUUUCUCAGUGACGCCGGUUGGUAUUGUGAGAGCGAGAGAGUCUUGCUCGCCUGCAAAGAGCUCUGCCUCACUGGCGGUGACAAUCGAGAAACCUGGUGCAGAACUUUGGAUUGCUGUCACAAGUUAUUGCACGCACAAGCGGUUUAUUGUGCGUUCAGAGGAGCGGCCGAAACACACGAAUUAGCACUCUCUACUGUCGAGAAAUUAAAAGCUGCCGGGUAUGGAAAUACCAAUCACGCUGCGCUUUAUGCGGAAUUCAGCGUUCUUUUUUUCACAAGAAGUGAAUAUGACAAAUCAUACAGGUGGAGUCUAGCGGCUCUAAAAGAGUUGGUACCCUCGUUACCAGCCCGAAUAACAAUAAAUGUACUACGCCAAGCUGCUAAAUCUUGCGUUGUAAAGCGGGAAUUCCAGCGAGCUGGUUUGCUCAUAAGACAAGCUGUUUAUCUUGCUCGUGAAGUUUUCGAUACCGAUCAUCCGAAAUACUGCGAUGUUCUCCUAGACUAUGGAUUUUAUUUGUUGAAUUAUGACAGUAUCGCCAACAGUGUGUCUGUUUACGAGACUGCGCUAAAUAUAAGGAAAGCAAUAUUUGGCAAAACAAAUCUUCUUGUAGCCAUAGCAUAUGAGAAUUUGGCUUAUGCUCUCUACGUCCAUGAGUAUACUUCUGGCAGGUUUCAAGUAUCUAGUGAUCGCGCAGGCCGAGCAAUCGAAAUAAUGGAAAAGCUUUUGCCAAGCGAACAUUUGAUGUUGGCCGGUGCAAAGAGAGUUAAAGCACUCAUUCUCGAAGAAAUAGCUCUUGACUCUUCGCCAAUGUCAGACGAAGAAAAUUUACUGCUCAAAUCUGAGGGUCUACAUUUGUCGGCUCUUUUACUCGCGCAAACGGCAUUCGGUGAAAGAAAUGUACAGACAGCCAAACAUUACGGUAAUCUCGGUCGUCUCUAUCAAAGUAUGAGAAGGUUCGAGGAAGCCGAAAUAAUGCACUUGAAGGCUAUCGGAAUAAAAAAAGAGCUCCUUGGACCGGAUGAUUAUGAAAUGGCACUGAGCAUAGGUCAUUUGGCAUCAUUGUACAAUUUUCACAUGGGACGAUAUCGAGACGCGGAACAACUCUACUUACGAAGUAUCGCGAUAAACAUACAAUUAUUUGGGAAAAGCUACAGUGGACUGGAAUAUGAUUAUCGAGGUCUUUUACACCUUUAUACAAAACUGAAUGAAUUGGAUAAAACUCUCGAGUACGUGGAUGCUUUGAAUCAUUGGAAAGAGUUGAGAGAUCAACACGCACAGUCAGAAGAUCCGCCGAUCGAUUUGCAAAAACGUCCACAACCGAUUGACCGCGUGAUAGACGAAUUUUUUGCGAUGUGAUGUUUCUAUAACAGAAUAUUGGCUUUCUUCGCGUAUCGUUAUCCCGCAGUAUCGCUACACUUUUUCUCCACGAUCGUAUGCCGUGGAAUUCGAUAAAUGACUUUUGUUACUUUCUUAAGGGAGACCGACGAGCAGGACUGUCGAGUUUGAGCAAUUUUUCUAUCUUUUCCAUCGGUUUUGGAGAUGGUACUUCUUUGGGAUCGAUCAGAUCGCACGAGUUCAGGGAAACUUUGUAGUACUCUACGCUACUUUUCUUUAUUGCGAACGAACGAUUUAUCAAAAUUUUCCGAUUUCAGGGGUUAGAAAUAUUUACUCGCAUAUGAUUGGAAAGAGCCAUUUCGAAUUCCCGCUCGUUCGUAAUUUUUCAUACGAGGGUUUUUUUUCCUCAGAAAAUAUGUUAUACACAUAGUCUAGCAUGAUUUUUCAACGCCGAGUCUCCAUCUUAACACUUUUUUUAAAUGAUUGCAAAGACACGUCAGACGUAGACUGAAGAUUAUAUUCACCCACCGCAGACGAAAAAGCGAAUAAUCGUGGUGGUUUUUUCUUUUAAAUUUCUCAUUAUCGGAGACAAAGGAACAAGAUUACAAAAAAGUCACGAACAAUGACCAACUAGCGAAAAAUCGAAUUAUAUAUUGUUGUUUAUUUUUAUUAUUUCUAAUCUAAUGUACGUACCCCUUUGAGGAUUUUGGCUUGAAAGCUAUAAACAAGUAUGACGCUUUGUUUUUAUUUCAAUGUUAGGACUGCUGCCAUGCUUUUACACUCUCAAGAGUGUAAGAGCAUUCCAAACUAUAAAAAAUAGUAAAGAAUUAUUCCGGAUUUUAUUAUAAAUUUGAUGAUCACUUACUUAGUUGAAUGAAAAGGGGAAUGAUCCGACUUUUGUUAUUCGUUUAAUCUUCAUAAAUAUUUGAUUAAUAAACGUAAAACCGUACGUAAUUAUCAACCUUAACGUCGCAUUAAAAUAGUCAUUUAUAUUGAUGAACUUUGAUUUAAAAAAAAAAAAUAUAUAAAAAAAAAAUUGGAAAUUGUUGAAAACUCAAAAGUUUUUUCUUCUGUCACACACAAAUGUGAAUUCGAUCUAUUGUACUAUUGAACAUUUUCGACAAUCACUCGUUCACAGUUUAAGGUGUAAAUUUCGUUUUAAAAUUCGAAAAGAAAGCCCACGUUGAUUAAAUCAAGAGUAUUUCGAGCAGUGCUCUUCGCGGAAGAUUGUCUAAGACAUUUCACAAAGUUGAGUCUUUAGGCGAUGUAUUACACGCCCGCUUCAGAAGAUUUAGAAAUAAUAUUUUUCCAUUUGGUUCAACUGGAUCGGAUCGAUAUACAGAGCUGCAAAAGCGAAAUCGCGUUAGACAGUGUUAGAAAAACAACGAAAUCUCAAGUUGUUCAUCUAUCUUCUUACAUGUAACCUUGCAUGUAUCAGUAGCGGGUAAUAAAUCGCCUGAAGAAUGUACUUUGUACAGAAGUAUGUCGUAGGAAUGGUAACCAACGUUUGUUUAUCCACUGUUUUUUUGCUGGCAUCGGAUAUUUACACUUUACUUUGUAUAUAAUUAAAUAGUAAAUAUGUUGUCAAGGAAGAAUAUUCUUGGCCCGUCUUUUUUUUUCACUCAUUCACUCGUUUGAAAUAUUUUUACGUUUUUUUUUUAUUCUUCGAACACAGGAGGAAAGCUGCCAAACUUUUUUGUAAUUUGAUACUAAAAUUGAAUUUUUUUUUCGUGUAUUUCACUUAUGUGCUCGUUUGUUUUGUUGACUAUAGAAUUUAACCAUAACUCGAUUUAUCAGCAGCUCUUGAAUAACAUGGUUUUUGUUAUUUUAAGUUAACAGCGACGCAACAAAAAAAAACUAUGAAAAAGAAGUCAUCUCAUCAUCUCAAAUCAACGAGAUUGUUAAUUUGUGAUCCCUCGAGAUUAUUAAUAUGUGAUCUGUAUUUAGUCUAAUUUAUAAAUGUAUAUUUGUAAUGCAACGACAGAAAAAUGCAUCAGCGCUCCUCUCUUGAGAGUGGACCAUUUGAUUUGAGAUCGUGGAAUUUUGAGUCGAUAAAAAAUGUAAACGAGAAAUUCCCCAUUGAUUAGCUUUUUUCCGUCUCUAAUCUCACCGACGAAUAUUUAUGAAAUUAUUUUUCCUAUUUGAAGAACGCUUUUUUGCGAAAUCCAUGGACAUUUUAUGAAAGCACGCACGCCCAUUUAAAACCAAUCGUAUUUCUGAAGACACGCUAUAUUUCGCUGCCAAAUUCGCGACAGCGUUGGGAUUUGUUUGUUUUUCAAAUUAUCGAGAUUAUAAAAACGACUUCAAUCCAAAUUUCAAUGUUGAAAUUGAAAAAGAAAAAAAUGCAUCGACGGAAAAUGUUUCGAGUUAUAGUGGUUACCAAGAUUGAGCAUCGUAACUCACAAAACCAUCGAGUGAGGCUAAUUUUUGGUCUCACUAAAAAAAAUACAUCAGUAAUUACAUUUGUAAAAUUUUUGUCGAGGGGAUAAAAAAGCAACAAAAAUACAAUGAUGAUAACAGAUACA
Venturia canescens is the source of this 4893-nucleotide messenger RNA. It is a transcript of the gene Pat1, whose product is annotated as Protein interacting with APP tail-1. Gene Ontology annotation, cellular component: Cul2-RING ubiquitin ligase complex. Gene Ontology annotation, molecular function: ubiquitin-like ligase-substrate adaptor activity; protein binding. The transcript has 9 exons. NCBI's taxonomy places the organism in Eukaryota, Metazoa, Arthropoda, Insecta, Hymenoptera, Ichneumonidae. Gene Ontology annotation, biological process: proteasome-mediated ubiquitin-dependent protein catabolic process; intracellular protein transport. The record is from RefSeq and is a predicted model, not a curated record. The coding region runs from base 647 to 2389 and encodes 580 amino acids.